UUGCCGCAUUUUUCCUAUAAAUACCUCAUUCAUGUAACUUCUUGUUCACCUCUCUUCAGUUUUAAAUAGUAACUCUCAGCUUCACAGUCUAUAUGCCGCCUGCCUUUAUGGAUCCUCAAGAAUCUGAUUGCGAAACUUUCAUUGAAGUAACUGAUCCCUUUAUGAACAAACCCAAGUUGCUACUCAACAAGGAGAGCCUGGGCAAUGAGAAACAGAUUUCAGUGGAUCCAAUCUCCCUGAAAGAACCAAAUGAACUUGCAAUCCCCUAUUCAAAACCCAAACCUCUCAACAUUCCUAAGAAAAUCUCCAGCUUCAGCCUGCCCAAUUCAACAACCUCAUCUCCAGAUUUUUCGAAGAAGAAACAAUUCAGUCAACUACCCUCUCCCCUGUCUUCAUCAGCCAAUCAUUUGGCUCGUCAACACUCCGCAGCUCUCACAAACUUUGAACGGUUAAGAGAAAUCCAAUUACGGAGGAGCAAGUCGUGUGGUGAAGGCAGAGCUAGCGCCCCACCUGAAGAAUUCGAUAUUUGGUUCACCCCCAAUAGUACCAUUCAACAAGUACCGGAAGCAGCAGGGGACAACAAUAAUAAGUUGAUCUUUUUCCCUGAAUCUGAAAUUAACAGCAGAAAUGAUGAAAUUUAUGAUAAAAAAACGUUGGAGGGGCGAAAUCAGGACGCGGAAAAGUUUAAAUGCGGAGCGUUGUGCUUGUUCAUUCCAGGAUUCGGUAAGGGAAUCAAACAUAUAAAAUCAGGGAGAAGGCAAGUAAGUGGAGUAUCAUCGUCUGAUAUAGGACAACAUGUAGUUUCAAGGACAGUUUCAUUGGAGAAAUUCGAAUGUGGGUCGUGGACAUCAUCGGCAGCUAUAAUCAACGACGUUGGAGAUGCAGCCUCCAACAACAUGUUUUUCGAUCUGCCAAUGGAGCUCAUCCGGUGCAGUAAUGUGAACGACGAUACAUUUUCCCCUGUUACGACAGGGUUUGUUUUCGACAAGGAAGUGAAAGGGGUCCUGAAAAACACAACAACAAUAACAACUCCGAGGAAAUCGCAUGAAUCGACACGCCACGUUCGAUUUUCUACGUCGUCCCCAACAUCGUACCCGCCAUCACCUACGUCCUGCAUAACACCACGAAUGCUCACGGCUAGAGAAGAUUUCACUACAUUUCUAGAAGCUCAGAGUGCAUGAUAUUUUCGAAUGGAAAUUUUUUUCUUGAGGAUUCAUCAUUUGCUAUAUAUAAAUAUAUGCGAAAAAGUAGAAUUUGUAAAUAUAAAUUGUGAUUUUCGGUGGGAGAAGGUUUGAAUGAACCCCUUUCUCAAAACCCCCACUCCUCACUACUUGUAUGUAGUGCCUCUUUUUUUUUUCUUUUUCUUUUUUAUCCAACACUUAUAAUUUUACUCAGCAUUUAAGUGUACAACCUUUGUUCAUGUUGAUCUUGAUAUAUAUAUAGAUUG
Messenger RNA from Solanum dulcamara, 1447 nucleotides. RefSeq lists its product as uncharacterized. Gene Ontology annotation, biological process: response to photooxidative stress; photosystem I assembly. The coding region runs from base 93 to 1181 and encodes 362 amino acids. Gene Ontology annotation, cellular component: chloroplast thylakoid membrane. The record is from RefSeq and is a predicted model, not a curated record. Lineage: Eukaryota; Viridiplantae; Streptophyta; Magnoliopsida; Solanales; Solanaceae. The transcript has a single exon.